Hyaena hyaena (striped hyena) is the source of this 3455-nucleotide messenger RNA. It is a transcript of the gene MROH6, whose product is annotated as maestro heat like repeat family member 6. Lineage: Eukaryota; Metazoa; Chordata; Mammalia; Carnivora; Hyaenidae. Bases 1 to 2115 code for a protein of 704 amino acids. Gene Ontology annotation, cellular component: cytoplasm. The record is from RefSeq and is a predicted model, not a curated record. The transcript has 14 exons.
AUGGCUUGGGGGGUAUGGGGCAGGGCCCGGGGGGCCCCUGUGGGGGCUCUAACCCUGACAGCUCUGGCUGAAGGGCUCCAGGCCAACCAAGGGCAGCCCCCAGGACCCUCUUCCACUGACCCGCAGCCGGAACCCGAGUUUGAACCACAGGCAGAGCCUAUGAGUGCCACUGCCGUCCCCACAGCCAGCCCCGCGCCCUGCUCCCUGCCCAGGGUGCAAGAGCCAGCCCGCAAGGGGCUCUACCAGGACCCCCAGAGUUCCUGGGAGGAGGGGGCCCUGGCGGACCUGGCACUGUAUGCGGCUGCCUGCCUGGAAGAGGCUGGCUGUGCGGGGACCCAGGCAACAGCCCUCAUGCUGUCCUCAGCCCUGGAGGUGCGGGGGGAGCGGCUGGAGGAGCAGGUGUAUGCCCUGGUGCGCGGGCUGCUGGCACAGGCGCCCAGCCUGGCUGAGGGGCGGCCCCGGCAGGCGGCCCUCCGGGUACUGAGCGCGCUGGCCCUGGAGCAUGCUCGGGAGGUCGUGUGUGCGUUGCUGCCCAGCUCGCUGCCCCCAGACCGGGUGGCCGCUGAGCUGUGGCGCAGCCUGAGCCGGAACCAGCGCGUGAACGGGCAGGUGCUGGUACAGCUGCUGUGGGCCCUGAAGGGCGGAGGCGCGCCCGGGCCCGAGGCGCUGGCGGCCACUCGUGCCCUUGGGGAGAUGCUGGCUGUGUCCGGCUGCGUGGGCGCCACUCGGGGCUUCUACCCACACCUCCUGCUCGUGCUGGUCACACAGCUGCACCAGCUGGCGCGGCGUGCGUCCUCCCCUGACACCCCCAAGGCUUGGGCCCCAUCGCACCGAGGGCCGCCGCACAGCGACGCCAGCUGCGCCGUUGAGGCCCUGAAGGCCUUGCUCACCGGGGACGGCGGCCGCAUGGUGGUCACGUGCAUGGAGCAGGCUGGCGGCUGGAGGAGGCUGGUGGGAGCCCACACGCACCUGGAAGGCGUCCUGCUGCUGGCCAGUGCCAUGGUGGCCCAUGCGGACCACCACCUGCGAGGCCUGUUCGGGAACUUGCUGCCCUGGCUGCGCAGCCCCGACGACACGCGGCGCCUCACGGCGAUGGCCUUCUUCACCGGGCUGCUGCAGAGUCGGCCCACGGCAGGGCUUCUGCGGGAGGAGGUCAUCCUGGAGCGGCUCCGCGCCUGGCAGGGCGACCCCGAGCCCACCGUGCGCUGGCUGGGCCUGCUGGGCCUGGGCCACCUGGCGCUGAGCCGCGGGAAGGCGCGGCACGUGAGCAAGCUGCUGCCCGCGCUGCUGGGCGCCCUGGGCGAGGGCGACGCGCGGCUCGUGGACGCCGCGCUGGGCGCGCUGCGCAGGCUCCUGCUGCGGCCUCGCGCGCCGGUGCGGCUGCUGAGCGCCGAGCUGGGGCCGCGCCUCCCGCCGCUGCUGGACGACGCCCGGGACUCGGUGCGCGCCUCGGCCGUUGGGCUCCUCGGGACGCUGGUGCGGCGGGGCCGGGGCGGGCUCCGGGUGGGGCUCCGCGGCCCCCUGCGGAAGCUGGUGCUGCGGAGCCUGGUGCCGCUGCUGCUGCGCCUGCAGGACCCCAGCAGGGACGCCGCCGAGAGUUCAGAGUGGACCCUGGCCCGCUGUGACCGCGCCCUGCGUUGGGGGCUGCUGGAGGAGAUGGUCACGGUGGCCCACUACGACAGCCCCGAGGCCCUGAGCCGCAUCUGCCGCUGCCUGGUUCAGCAGUACCCGAGUCACAUACCCAGCUUCCUGAGCCAGACCCAGGGCUACGUGCGGAGCCCGCAGGCCCCCUUGCGCUGGGCGGCUGCUGUGCUCCUAGGCUUCCUCGUCCAUCACACAAGCCCCGGCCACGUUAACCAGGACCUGCUGGACUCCCUGAUCCAGGACCUGGGGCAGCUGCAGAAUGAUCCAGAGCCAGCCGUCAUCGCCGCGGCUCAGGUGUCCGCCCAACAGGUGGCGCUGCUGGCCUGCGCACAGCCAAGGCCGCGCCGCCCAAGUCUCCUCCGCCUGGGCUUCUGGCGCCACGUGGGUCCCCACCGGCCCCCACCAGUCUACACGAGCAGUCCGUUCCAGCCCCGGAGCGUCGUGGGCCGCUGGGGCUGCUUGGGAUCCUGACCCCGAGCCUGCCAGCCUGGAGGGUACCUGGGGUCUGAUGCAGGCACUGCACUGCUCUGUGGCUCAUCUUGAGGGGGGAGUCGGGGUGGCGGGUGAAGAUCUGCAGAAGAGCCUCCUCUCGAGGGGGCCCCUGGGCCCGGUACCAGAUGCAGUGAGCAAGUCCCCUCCUCCCUUGUGUGCACUAACUCUCCUGGUGUGCACGGCCAUGUGAGCUGAGAUGGCGGUGGCACGUCCUGUCUGAGCACCAUCUCAGCUUGGGUGCAUCUGUCCCCAUUCAAGCCAGGCCUGUGCUCUCCCAGCGCCUCAGAGCGUGGAUGGCCCCUGGGCUCCCGAGCUGGGGUCUGGCGGGGGACACUGAAACUGGCCCAGCCCCUCGAGCUGGUGCCCUGGCAGGCUGCCUGCUCCCUGGGUCUCGCGCACAGCCUGGCCCCGGCUCCCCUGCGCGCCCUGACGCUGCUCCCUGCAGCCUGUCACCCUUCACCCAUCACUGGCCUGUCCCCACAUCCCCACACCUUAGCCCCUGCUAGCCUGCCAGAUCGCACCUGAGCUUUCUCCAGAAGGUUCUCCUGACCGCCCCACAGGACACCACAGGCUUGGGAGGGUAGCUGUGGGUUCGGGUGUCACCCCACUACACUGAGCCCCCAAGCCGCUCCCCAGUGCCCUGAGUGGACUUGAAUGAGGAAAGCACGGCUGAAGGUGCAGAGAAACAGCCCCUCUGUUGUGACUGGGCCUCUGUGGGCCCUGGCCCCCUCCGGGUCCUCCACCCAGAAUGCCUACCUUGAAAUGACCUCUUACCGCUCAAGGCCCCCCACCAAGCCGCCUCAAAGAGGCCUUGCCUCACACAGCCUUUUGGAGGAGCUACAAGCAGUCCCCCCAAACUGGGGACCCCCUGGGGUCCUGCCUACCCACGAUGGAAAGUGUUUAAGAUAAAAGUGUCUGGCAUCUGUCUGGAGACUGGGUCUAGGCCAAGGAUGGAGUUCUGAGGACCUGGCCUGGUCCAACAUCAGCCUCCGUCUGGGGUUCUAGAAAAGGCAGUGUGUAGCCGGGAAUAAGGGUCAGCCGGCUUCGGGGCCCAGGCUUCUGGGCAGGGUCAGGCAGGGCUUAGCUUGAGUUUGGGAGCUCAGGCAGGAAGGAGGUGGGGUUGCCCUUUAGACCAUUUCUAGGGCCAGGCAGGGUCAGGCCAACGCGAGGUGUGGCUUGGUGUAUUCGUUCAGAGCCUCCGAAGCAGAUCCCCGAACAAGCUUCAAGUACAGUAAAACCUUGGGUUGCGGCGAACUUGUUCUGCGAGGGCGCCGCAAGACAAGCAAACGUUUCUAAUAAAUUUUAACUUGAUAAAUGAA